Molecule: messenger RNA, 1894 nt
Organism: Vollenhovia emeryi
Lineage: Eukaryota; Metazoa; Arthropoda; Insecta; Hymenoptera; Formicidae
Exons: 2
Coding region: 688-1128 (146 amino acids)
Source: RefSeq, a predicted model, not a curated record
AAGUCCUUGCGAUCGUAAGAAGAAUACACGCGGCUAGAGCUAAGAAUACUGGCAAUAUCCAAAUGUGUUUUUCUUUGCAUAUUAACAAAUAGAAUUAAUAUACAAGAUACAAUUUCAUCGUAUUUAUUUAGCAGAAUUGCAAUAUAAAAAUACUUUAGAAUUUUCUUAUAAUAUUGCCAGCUGAAAAUUUUAUUUUUAGCCUUGAUCCUUAUACCUAACCCUUUCUUUGUAGGACACUAGCGUAUUGCUUUACUACUUCAAGUAUUUGGCGUGUGAGUAGUCGAACGAUUAACUCGUACUAUAUGGAUAACGGUAGAAUAUUUUCGUUAUUCGAGAGAAAGGCGUGAAACGGGGAAAAAAUGCGCGUGUUUUCCUGAUAAAAAAUUCAUCGUUUGUCAUUUCUCUCAUACUACGGAGUAGUCUUGCAUAAAUUACUCGGUUAAGCUGAUCUCAUCUUUUACCUCACAGUAAUAUAAUCUUUCUUGAAGGAUUAACACAGAGAUACAAUUCGCGUACACAUGAGGUUUUUCACAGUGCAGGUUUUUACGGUUCUCGUGCGUUGGUCCGUUUAAGGAGUCGGUCCGAUUUCUCGCCGCGAAAAUUCAUUUUGGGUCGCUUUCCGGCCUCCUCUCCCGCGACCAUUUGCGCUCGGUGGAACGUUCCGCUCUCCAUCCCGAAGUUUUCGAAAUGCGCUUACCUUCCGCUCGUUCUCUGCCCAGAUCAACUGGCUGGCACUGUGCACUUCACCACUCUUGCGCCCACAGCUACUUUGUCACCGAAAUCACAGAUUCCUGCGUGAUUCAGCGCAGCAUCAAGCCGAGCCACCCAUCAGACGAAGCAUCCGAAAUUCCGCCCACUGACUCUUCGCACUAUCCUUCCCUAUACCAGCGUCCAGGUCGCUGGACGCCGUCGUCGAUCAGCAGGACCACUGGACGGAAUACCGAUCACGAGUGGCCGUUCGAGGGGAAGUGGGAAGGUGUCUUCUUGACGGUGUCGGAUCACGGGCAAGAGAUCCUUGGGCCAAGGUCGCGUGCCGGUUCAAACUCCGCUGCGCCUCCGGUGAAGAUAGAGGUUCGGUUUUCGAUAAUAAAAAGAAAUGCGGAUGUAAUUUGUUCUUCGCCCGCGUAAAUGCAGAGAAUGUAAUAAAUUUCACGUCUCACGAGAAUAAAAAAUUUACUUCUUGUCUAAUCUGUCAUUAAGUAUCUGUCAUUAAGUAAAAUGGUUUUGCUUCAAUAAGUAAAUCUUUAUUUGUAACAUUUGUUUUGUAAUAGGUCCUUGUAAAAUGGAACCAAGUCUGUUUUGAGGGAACAUAAAUUUUGUAUCGAAAAGAAGAAAAAAAAGAUGUGCCAUGAAUAAAAAAACGAAUUGCGCGUGUAGCGUAUGCAUCGUGUUGCAUUCUACAUAAUUGUUUCUAUACUUAAAUAGUCUAAAAAGACUACUUAAUUUUAGUAAUUAACGUAAUUUUGAGGUAUCACGGAAUCCCUCUUUUCGCCCUUCCGUUAUUCCUAAAAUACACAAGCGUUAUCUAUACUACUAUUAUAAAGAGACAGAGUUUGUCAGUUUGAUUGUUUGUGUCCGGUAACAACCAAUGGACCGAUUGAAUUGAAAUUUUAACACAUGUUUCCUUAUUAUCUCGAGAGUGUCUUAGGCUAUAUAUUAUAGACAUUGCGCACCUGGGGACUGCGCAUGCGCAAAUGAUCACACACUGCGGACUGCGCAUGCGCAAAUGGCCCUAUUAUAGACAUUGCGUACCUGUGGACUGCGCAUUGAAUACAUUUGCGCAUGCGCAAAUGAUCACAAAAAAAUUAAUAUUAUUUUGGACACACACAAACACUUGCGCGCGCACACGCAUACGCACACAUACUUUAUUUUAUCGGCAAAGAGAAACACACAC